This is a messenger RNA of Nicotiana attenuata, 1725 nucleotides long. Its product is annotated as thaumatin-like protein 1b. The transcript is spliced from 3 exons. The record is from RefSeq and is a predicted model, not a curated record. Bases 315 to 1226 code for a protein of 303 amino acids. NCBI's taxonomy places the organism in Eukaryota, Viridiplantae, Streptophyta, Magnoliopsida, Solanales, Solanaceae. Gene Ontology annotation, cellular component: extracellular region. Gene Ontology annotation, biological process: defense response.
UCCCGCAACCCCGCCUAAGCAUUACUCCCAAAGCUUUAAACUAAUCCUUGAAACUUACGAAUUUUAGUUCUUCCAAUCCCAAAGCUUUCUUCUCUUAAUUUCUAAUUAAGCCAUUUUGACCUGCUUCGACACAGUUGCCGACCUUACACUUUGGCGGUGUUCUGUUUCCCCUCCAACGUCGGUCCAAAAACUUUCUAUAAAUAACUUAGUCCGACCACGUGAUCCGUCCGACAUUCAUUUCAGUACUCCACAUUGCCAACAACUUCAUUUUUCAUUCCCUUCAAACGUCUUAGUCAAAACAAAGAAACAUUACUAUGGCGAAACCUCAAGUUUUUCUUGCCUUAUUCUGUUUAUGUUCCGUAUUCCUUAUUUCUGGGGUGUUAUCAGCAACAUUUACAUUAGUAAACCAGUGCAGUUAUACAGUAUGGCCGGGUAUAUUAUCAGGUGCAGGUACUACCCAGCUUUCUCCAACUGGACUUCAGCUAAAUCCAGGACAGGCCAUACCCAUUUCAGUUCCAGCGGGUUGGUCGGGUCGUUUAUGGGGUCGGACUUUUUGUUCCCAAGAUUCCACCGGUAAAUUCACUUGCGUUACAGGUGAUUGUGGCUCUGGAACACUUGAGUGCACCGGCGGAGCUGCACCGCCGGCCACUCUAGCAGAGUUCACUCUCAACGGCGCCGGUGGCCUUGAUUUCUAUGACGUUAGCCUUGUGGAUGGUUAUAACUUGCCUAUGUUAGUGAGCCCACAAGGUGGGACCGGCGCCGGGAAUUGUUCGGCAACUGGGUGUGUUGUAGACCUUAAUGGGCCGUGUCCGGCGGAGCUGAAGAUGAUGAGCACCGGCAGCGACGGAGGCGGCGGCGAGUGCGUGGCAUGCAAGAGCGCGUGUGAAGCGUUUGGGAAUCCGAGAUAUUGUUGUAGUGGGCCCUAUGCUACGCCUGAUACAUGCAUGCCGACGGAUUACUCGGAGUUUUUCAAGAGUUCAUGCCCACGCGCUUACAGCUAUGCGUAUGAUGAUGGAACCAGCACCUUCACUUGUGCUUCUGCUGAUUAUGUCAUCACAUUUUGUCCUGCUCCUGCUGCUAGUCAGAAAUCAUCUGGAGGGCAAUACGCUGGUGGGAGCAACGUUUCAUUGGUCAGUAACAGUGGUAGUACGUUAACCUCUGGCCCAUUACCAUUCUUAACAAGCUUGAUGAUCACCAUUAUAGCUGCCCUUUGGAAGUUCCAUUGAUCUUUGUUAUUACUAUUAAUAAAAAGAUUUCUGGUCUCUGAGUAUGCUAGCUAUUUGAAGUGGGGCCACUCAAUAUUUUUGCCCCACAAUUCUACAAAGUUGUUGCUGCCGGCAAAGAGAGUAUACCCACUUUUGCAUGUGAACUCAAUAGCCCAAAGUCCGCCAAAUUUUGGUCUUUGAUGAAGUGGUAUCCAUGUGACGUGGGAAUCUCUGUUUCUUUUUUUGAUAAAAAGAAGCAGCAAGCUAGGGAAACAAAAAGCGCGACAAGAACAGGAAGAAAGGGCAGGCCAAGUUGUAAAUUGCCGACGUAAUGGAUUUUUUUACUUAAUUAUGAUGAUUGGUUGAGAUUAGCAUUUCAAAUAGUUUUUUGUAAUAUAAAAUAAAAGAAAGUGAGGACAGGGUUUAUUGGCAUGAGUUGAGAUAUCAUUUUUAUUUAUCAAGUAAUUAAUGCGUGCCUGUUAAUGACAAUAUAAUAAAAAGGGUUGAAUAUUUGCUCUGA